GGCUCCACAUGACGUCACCCGCUGCUCUGCGCUCCAGCAGAAACGCGCAAAGAUGCUCUGAAAGCAAGACUGCAGCAUCUCCGAGUCAGAGCCUACCAAAACACCGCAUCUCCUUCAAGCGCUCGUCCGGCGCUUCAACGCAAACGGGUUUGCCCACCUGCAUGCGGGAUCCGCUGUGUUUUUUCUUUCGCCUCUUGUACAUUUCCCGUUGCUAUUUAUUAUCCGAGCGCAUCUUCCCAGUUUUUAGCAGUGAAUCUUUUGAGUUCUGCUGACCGCUGAGGUCAUAUAUUGUUUUCAGCAGGAGAGCGCCAUCGCAGAGCCACGAGUGAGGACGUUUCCCCACAUCACUUGUUAUUAAUAUCAGUACAGCCUGAGCAUAAUCGAGCCACUGGAUAUCGAUGCGUCUUUCAUUCUGCAUCUAGGCUGCUACGGAGGAUCGACGCGCCCCAAACAUUCAUAUCAUCGUGGUUUCACAUUUAGAAACAACCGUAUCUGCGUAUCGCGUCUAGGGGAGACGAGACCGAGCCUAAAGCUUCUUUAUAAAAAAUGAUGGCCGGUGGGGCAGUGCAGCAAAACGGGAUUUUCUCCAAUCCGCAUCAUCACAAUCAACAGCCGCACAUGGAGUCUGAUCCCCCCGAUUCGCGCAAAAGACCCCUGGAGACCCCGACGGAGGCCAGCAGCACCAAACGCACAAACACAGGAGAGAGAUGCAACCAAGCGGCCAUCCAUGAUCCACCAUUUUCAUCAGAUUUUGUCGGAUUUCACGAGGAAGGCGAAUAUUUCUUAAAGGUGCUGAUUCCAAGCUACGCCGCAGGCUCCAUUAUUGGCAAGGGUGGUCAGACUAUUGUCCAGCUACAGAAAGAGACAGGGGCCACCAUCAAACUGUCCAAAUCCAAAGACUUCUACCCGGGAACAACAGAGCGUGUCUGCUUGAUCCAGGGGACUGUAGAGGCACUGAACAGCGUUCAUGACUUCAUCGCGGAGAAGGUGCGGGAGAUGCCGCAGAGCGCUCAGAAAACAGAGCCAGUUAGCAUACUUCAGCCACAGACCACCGUCAACCCUGACCGUGUCAAACAGGCCAAGCUCAUAGUGCCCAACAGCACGGCAGGGCUAAUCAUCGGCAAGGGUGGAGCCACGGUGAAGGCAGUCAUGGAGCAGUCCGGCGCCUGGGUCCAGCUCUCACAGAAACCCGAAGGAAUCAACCUGCAGGAGCGUGUCGUCACCAUCAGUGGGGAGCCCGAGCAGAACCGCAAGGCGGUGGAGAUCAUCGUGCAGAAGAUCCAGGAGGACCCACAGAGCAGCAGCUGUCUGAACAUCAGCUACUCCAACAUCUCCGGUCCCGUGGCCAACUCCAACCCCACCGGUUCCCCAUACGCCAACUCAGCGGAGGUGAUGCCGGCUGCUGCCGCCGCGGCGGCGGCCACGGCCUCCAGUCUCCUGGGGCAAGCCAGCCUGGCUGGAGUGGGUGCUUUCCCCACCACCAUGUCCAGCUUCUCAGGGAACGACCUGCUGGCUAUCACGUCUGCGCUGAACACGUUAGCCAGCUACGGAUACAAUACCAACUCCCUGGGCCUAGGGCUCAACCCUGCGGCUGCCUCAGGAGUCCUCGCCGCGGUGGCCGCAAGCGCUAACCCCGCCGCAGCCGCGGCUGCCAACCUGCUAGCCUCCUACGCCAACGACGCAUCCACCAGCUCCGGCCACCCGGCGACCAGCCUUGGAGGCUUCACGCUAGGCUCGCUCGCCGCUGCCACCGGAGCCACCAAUGGCUACCUGAGCGCCGCUUCCCCGCUGGUGGCGAGCUCCCUCCUGGCCACCGAGAAGCUAACUGAGGGGGCCAAAGAUGUGGUGGAGAUUGCUGUUCCGGAGAACUUGGUGGGCGCCAUUUUGGGCAAGGGAGGCAAAACGCUUGUGGAGUACCAAGAACUGACGGGAGCCCGCAUUCAGAUCUCCAAAAAGGGAGAGUUUGUUCCUGGCACCAGAAACCGUAAAGUUACCAUUACCGGAUCGCCAGCCGCCACACAGGCAGCCCAAUAUCUUAUCAGCCAGCGAAUCACAUACGAGCAGGGUGUGAGGGCCACCAAUCCGCAGAAGGUGGGCUAAAAACAGGGAGUAUGAAAAAAGGAGAGAAAAAGAGUGGGGGAUGGGGAAGAUACAGAGAAAGAUGGAGGGCGCGAAUAUCGACGAAAAUCAGCCACAUUCUUUGUGGGGAAAAAUCUCAGUAUUAAAAAAAAGAAAACGGAAAAAAAUUCCUCUCAAAGUGGAAAAUUUGAAAAAGAAAAAUGUGUAAAAUGUAAAUAUGGGUUUAAUCCUUAAGUUCGGGAUUUUUAUUGUUUUUUUUUCUUUUGUUUUAUUGUUUUUGUUUUUUUAUUUGUGCAUUUUUCUGGACAGCAGUGAAUGGCAUUUCAACCUGGCAUGCUGCCGCGCUGCAGUUCCCAGCAGGUGGGCAAGGUGGUCGGAUGGGGGACAAUGGGGUGGAGCAAUCCCAGGAAUCGGCCCUUUCCCCACCCCCAUCCCCUCCUAGCUGACAAGAUUUUUGUUUUUUAAUUUUUUAGUCCUUAGUUUAACUCCCAUGCCUUCUCUUUAAGAGGGCCUGAGACUGAUUAUAUAUAUAUAUAUAUCCCCCCCAGUCUGUGAUACCCCAUACCCCACCCCAGCCCCCCUCGCCCCAGCCCUCCCAAUCCCAGCCGGCCCGACCCUGCCCUGCGCAGGGCAGGAUAGGGCAGGGGAUGCGAGGCUGCUGCAGGGUCUCUCAGCGCCACUAGACAUUGACCUGUGGUUCCAGUCGGACCAGGUGCAUGCCACUACAGAUGUUGUUAGCAUAAGGGAAGCUUGUAGAUCAUGUUGCGGACAUAGGCCAGGACGCAAAACGCACCUGAAUCUUUCGUACCAGAGCUCCUAGAAAUUGUGUGGCAUUUCUCUAUGGGAUUCGAGGUCUGGUGUUUAUACAAAUACUAUUAUUAUCAUUAUUAUUAUUACUACUACUAUUAUUAUUAUUAUUAUUACAAAUUAUCAUCACCAUCAACGUUAUUUAUUAAUAUGAUUUCACCCAUAAGGACUGAGGUAUUUCCUUUUUGUUUUUCUUAAUCUGUGAAUUCAGGUUGACAUGAAUGUAAAGACAAUAUUUUGGAUUUAGUUUUUUAUUUAAGUAGAUUGAAUCGUGUGUCCAUGUAAUAUAUGUCUUAUUUAACGUCCAGUGAUAACUGCACCGUCGGCACCAACAAAGAGAAUAGGGGCAGAUGUACUGUACAGUGAUAUUAAUACAAAACACACACACACACACACACCCUCAGCAAACUAUUACCAGAUUUAAAUGCUGAAAAUGCAACUAAACAUACGCAGACUUGAAAUCACAGUGGGACUAGACAAUUUAUUCA
This is a messenger RNA of Labeo rohita (rohu), 3374 nucleotides long. RefSeq names its product NOVA alternative splicing regulator 2 (gene nova2). Gene Ontology annotation, molecular function: mRNA binding. Bases 547 to 2100 code for a protein of 517 amino acids. The record is from RefSeq and is a predicted model, not a curated record. The transcript is spliced from 5 exons. Gene Ontology annotation, biological process: regulation of alternative mRNA splicing, via spliceosome; mRNA splicing, via spliceosome. Gene Ontology annotation, cellular component: cytoplasm; nucleus. NCBI's taxonomy places the organism in Eukaryota, Metazoa, Chordata, Actinopteri, Cypriniformes, Cyprinidae.